AUUAUCUUCCUGGUUGGUAACAUACCGAAAGUAAUUUCCACAGUCAUACCCAGAGAUAAGAUGUCUUUUUAAGGUCAUGGCAAGCAGUAAACCUUUACCAUGUGGACCUUGUCAAGAAGGAAAAGUAACCACUAAAGCUGAGUACUGGUGUUACAACUGUGAUGAAGGAUUGUGUUCAACAUGUUCUGGUCAUCAUAAAAGAUCUAAGGCAACACGUGAUCAUAAAACUAUUGAUAUCAAAAGUUACAAACCCCCAAUCAGAGCUAUCAAAACAGAAUGUGACAAACAUGGCCAACAGCUUAACUUGUACUGUCCCAGUCAUUUAAUGCCUUGCUGUGAUGAAUGUAUUUCCACAAAUCAUUCAAAAUGUACUGGAAUAAAAAGUUUAGCAGCUGUUGUGGAGAAAACAAAAAUUGAAAAAUCUAAAGAAUCUGUAGAGAAAGAAAUCUACUCCAUCUUACAUGUAUUGGAUAAAAUGGUAAAUAAUAAAUCAAUAAACAUUCAAAUUGGAGAACAACAAUGUGAAGACAUAAAGAAAUCAAUCCACAAAAUUAGGGAGAAAAUGAAUAAACAUUUAGAUCACCUUGAGAAAAAGUUAUGUCAAGAAACAGACAACCUCUGGGAUCAGGAAACAUCAACAGCAAGAGAUUUUAUAACUGAAAUUGAAAAGAAAAAGACAAACGUACAGAAAAUGCAAGAGCAUUUACUUAGUGUUACAACACAAAGUUCAAAACUACAAUCAUUUCUAGGUGUACAUCAGAUCGAACAACAAAUACAUCAAUGUCAACAAUAUGUCGAAGAUCUAGAAAACGAUGACCGGGCUAAAGAAUUUUGUAUCAAAAUGACCCAAAAAAAUGAGAUAAAAAACAUACUACAGCAGUUAGGAUCAUUAGAAUCCAUAGGAGAAGUAACGGUUGUUAAAACAGAAACAGACUUGACUAUAGAAACAAGUGUGAGGAGGGAAGCACAAGUAGAAUCACGAGUACAAUCCAAUAUAAACAAUAUGACAAUGAAUAUAGAGACAAAGAUAGAGAUCAACAUAAAGAAGUAUAUCAGUGACAUGAUCUGUCUGAUGGAUGGAAGAGUUAUAGUAGUGGAACAAUGUGGUGAAGUUAACCUACUUUCUUCUGAUGGUAAACUACAGAAACAGUUACCUAUACCUUAUGGAGCCUACAGUGUUACACAGAUCAAUCAGGACACUAUAGCCAUAACUUAUCCCGGUGAGGAAGCCAUUCAGAUCUUCAAUAUAGAGAAUGAAACAGUUACCAAAGUUAUUGCAUUAGACAAAACAUGCUGGGGAUUAUCAUUCUCUAAGAAUUCUAUGGCUGUAGGUUUGAGUGAUGAUGAAAUCCGUAUUUUAGACUUGGAAGGAAAUACACUGAAGUCAAUACAAGUUGAGAGUAAAUCAGACAUGGAGUACCUUGUGUACUGUAAUGACAGAGUUAUUUACAUUGACUAUAGAGGUAAAGCAGUAUACGGUUAUGAUAGAUCAGGUAAACAGAUCUGGCAAUAUACACAGGAUUUAUCAAGACCAUAUGGACUUUGUAUAGAUACUUAUGGUAACAUUAUUGUAGCUGACUGUGACUUAAAUAGAAUACUAGUUAUAUCAAAAGAUGGACAGAAUAGUAAAGUACUGAUUGGUGAAGAGGAUGGACUGAAGGAUCCAAAGUGUAUUUGUUUCAAACAUAAUGAGUCUGCAGGUUUUAUUUGUGAUAAUUAUGGCUUAAACUUGGCAAAGUUCAAUUUAGUUGUUAGAUAA
Molecule: messenger RNA, 1759 nt
Organism: Mytilus trossulus (common blue mussel)
Lineage: Eukaryota; Metazoa; Mollusca; Bivalvia; Mytilida; Mytilidae
Exons: 2
Coding region: 77-1759 (560 amino acids)
Biological process (GO): protein monoubiquitination
Molecular function (GO): protein binding; ubiquitin protein ligase activity; zinc ion binding
Source: RefSeq, a predicted model, not a curated record